Messenger RNA from Medicago truncatula (barrel medic), 1305 nucleotides. RefSeq lists its product as uncharacterized. The record is from RefSeq and is a predicted model, not a curated record. The coding region runs from base 60 to 1079 and encodes 339 amino acids. NCBI's taxonomy places the organism in Eukaryota, Viridiplantae, Streptophyta, Magnoliopsida, Fabales, Fabaceae. The transcript has 8 exons. Gene Ontology annotation, biological process: lipid homeostasis; phosphatidic acid biosynthetic process. Gene Ontology annotation, molecular function: carboxylic ester hydrolase activity; lysophosphatidic acid acyltransferase activity.
AGUUAAAAGAUUAAGAAACAAAACAAAAAGAGGAAGAAGAAGAAGCAACACAGUGAGCAAUGGCAAUGACAAUGGGUCUUUCUGUGUGUUCAAUUUUCAAAGUUUCUUAUAAUCAUAAUUACAACAAUAAGACAGUAACAGUAGCAUUACAGAAGAAGGAGAAGAUGAGUGUUCCUUACAAUCUAAAGGAAGGGCAAUCUCGUAUUUUCCAUGAGCUUCCUUCUGGUUUGAACAUGGAAGUCAUUGUUCAGAAGAAGAAGAAGAAGAAUGAAAGUGAAAGUCAGUGUUCACCACCUUUGGUAUUUGUUCAUGGAAGUUAUCAUGCUGCUUGGUGUUGGGCUGAACAUUGGUUUCCUUUCUUUUCUCAAUCUGGUUAUGAUUGUUAUGCUCUUUCUUUGCUUGCACAGGGCGAAAGCGAUGAACCAGAAGAUUCGGUUGCUGGUACGCUUCAGACACAUGCAAGAGAUGUUGCAGAUUUUAUUCAUCGAAAUAUUCAAUCGCCACCCAUCUUGCUCGGACAUUCAUUUGGAGGACUUAUUAUUCAGUAUUAUAUUUCCAAUUUAGGAAAUGACAAACUCAAAGAAAAUUUAUACCCGGAGCUUAGAGGAGCUGUCCUUGUUUGUUCUGUACCUCCUUCUGGUAAUAGUGGACUAGUUUGGCGAUAUCUAAUUUCGAAGCCAAUUGCUGCCUUCAAGGUGACUUACAGCUUGGCAGCAAAAGGUUUUCAAAGCUCUCUCUCUCUUUGCAAGGAGACAUUUUUCUCAGCCACAAUGGAGGAUCAUGUUGUUAAAAGAUAUCAAGAACUAAUGAAAGAAAGUUCACGGAUGCCAUUGUUUGAUUUAAGAAAGUUGAAUGCUUCCCUACCAGUUCCUUUGGUGCCAAAUCUCCCUGUUGAAGUUCUUGUUUUGGGUUCAAACAAUGACUUCAUUGUGGAUGCAGAGGGACUCAGAGAAACCGCACAGUUUUAUGGUGUGUCGCCAGUAUCUGUUGAAGGACUUGCUCAUGACAUGAUGUUGGACACUUCAUGGGAGAAAGGUGCAGAAGUUAUUCUUUCAUGGCUGAAGGGUUUACACAAGUAGGAAGAAAAAGAGUAGCAGAGGAAAUGUUUGGUUCAAUUUUCUCAUUUUGUUAGCAGUGAUUGAUUGCUUCAACUCAUUACAAAUGAUUGAAAAGUUUCACCAAGCUUCAAACUUAGGCAACAGUGGAGGGUCCAAAUAGGAAAUGUGAUAUUCUAUGUGACCACUAUUGUUUAUUUUUGCAUAUUACUUUGACAUUGACUAAUACAAGCUUGUUAAUUACAUCUAA